AUGACCUCCAGUACAGACAUGAAGUCAGGUUCCGUGUUACAGUCCAGCGGCGAGGACAGGAGACGAGGUCCGCUGGACCAACUUCCACCACCGGCUAACUCUAACAAGCCCCUUACACCAUUCAGCAUUGAGGAUAUUCUAAACAAACCCUCAGUUAAGAAGUCGGUGGCAAAUCUGUGCCCCCCUCGCGCAGUGGAGAAAAUGACCGGCUCGAGUGCAGCUCGGAACGGUAUCACCACUCCCUCUUCACCGUUAUGCGCUCUGGAGGAGCUAGCCAGCAAAACUUUUAAAGGUCUGGAGGUCAGCGUUAUACAAGCGGCAGAAGGACGCGAGCAUCUGAACGCUUUUGGCCAAAGACAGGCCUCUAAAAAGCGGCGGAAGUCCCGUACAGCUUUUACAAACCAUCAGAUAUAUGAACUGGAGAAGCGAUUUUUAUAUCAGAAAUAUUUGUCACCGGCCGACAGGGACCAGAUAGCACAACAGCUGGGCCUGACUAACGCGCAGGUCAUCACUUGGUUUCAGAACAGACGAGCAAAGCUCAAGAGAGACUUGGAGGAGAUGAAAGCGGACGUUGAGUCCCUCAAGAAAAUUCCUCCACAAGCUUUACAAAAACUGGUGUCCAUGGACGACAUUGAGGAUCCCCAGGGAGGUUCAGGGGCAAUUUCCCCCAGUUUAUCCCCGUCCUCGCAUGGCCACAGAGCGUUUCCUCAGUCCCCGUCCUCAUCCAGAGGCCAAACCACAGACGAAUUCUCAGAGGAAGAUGAGGAAAUUGAAGUGGACGAUUGA
Molecule: messenger RNA, 786 nt
Organism: Chanos chanos (milkfish)
Lineage: Eukaryota; Metazoa; Chordata; Actinopteri; Gonorynchiformes; Chanidae
Gene: lbx2
Product: ladybird homeobox 2
Exons: 2
Coding region: 1-786 (261 amino acids)
Biological process (GO): regulation of transcription by RNA polymerase II
Cellular component (GO): nucleus
Molecular function (GO): DNA-binding transcription factor activity, RNA polymerase II-specific; sequence-specific double-stranded DNA binding
Source: RefSeq, a predicted model, not a curated record